Messenger RNA from Eutrema salsugineum, 1286 nucleotides. Its product is annotated as probable prolyl 4-hydroxylase 7. Bases 126 to 1073 code for a protein of 315 amino acids. Gene Ontology annotation, cellular component: endoplasmic reticulum. The record is from RefSeq and is a predicted model, not a curated record. Gene Ontology annotation, biological process: peptidyl-proline hydroxylation to 4-hydroxy-L-proline. Gene Ontology annotation, molecular function: procollagen-proline 4-dioxygenase activity; L-ascorbic acid binding; iron ion binding. NCBI's taxonomy places the organism in Eukaryota, Viridiplantae, Streptophyta, Magnoliopsida, Brassicales, Brassicaceae. The transcript is spliced from 8 exons.
AAAUCGCAAAGCUACGUGAAACAAAUUGAGAAGAAGAAGAUUCUUUGGGUGAGAAUUGAGAAGAAUACAACAAUUCAUUACGUUGCCAACGCCAAUCAAAUCUUUUGCUCAGGAAAAAUUUCCGGAUGGAUUCUCGGAAUUUUUUCGCAUUUUCCCUCUGCCUUAUCCUGAUUUUCCCUCGAAUUUCAUCUGCUUCUAUCCGCUUCCUCCCUCGAUGGAGUAAAAGAGAUGGGUCUGUGAUUAAGCAGAAAACGAGUGCUUCCUCUCUUGCUUUUGAUCCAACUCGUGUCACUCAGCUCUCUUGGACCCCUAGGGUAUUUUUAUACAAGGGUCUUCUCUCCGAUGAGGAAUGUGAUCAUUUUAUCAACUUGGCGAAAGGAAAGCUUGAGAAGUCAAUGGUGGCGGAUAAUGAUUCGGGUGAGAGCGUAGAAAGUGAAGUACGCACAAGUUCUGGAAUGUUUCUGUCCAAAAGACAGGAUGAUGUAGUAGCUAAUGUCGAGUCAAAACUUGCUGCAUGGACCUUUCUUCCUGAAGAAAAUGGAGAGUCCAUGCAAAUACUGCACUAUGAGAAUGGUCAAAAAUAUGAACCGCAUUUUGACUACUUUCACGACCAGGUAAACCUAGAGCUUGGUGGUCAUCGGAUCGCCACUGUAUUGAUGUAUUUGUCCAAUGUCAAAAAGGGCGGAGAAACAGUGUUUCCCAUGUGGAAGGGUGAAACAAUUCAACCGAAAGACGAUAGCUGGACCGAAUGUGCAAAACAAGGCUAUGCAGUGAAACCGAUGAAAGGGGAUGCAUUGCUCUUCUUCAAUCUUCAUCCCAAUGCAACCACAGAUCCGAGCAGCUUACAUGGAAGCUGUCCAGUGAUUGAGGGAGAGAAAUGGUCAGCGACCAGAUGGAUUCAUGUUAAGUCAUUUGAGAGACCGAUCCAGAGGCCAACUGGGUGUGUGGACGAGAAUGAGAGCUGCCCAAAAUGGGCCAAGUCAGGGGAAUGCGAGAAGAAUCCAACGUACAUGGUGGGUUCAGAAACAGACCAUGGUUAUUGCAGAAAGAGUUGCAAAGCUUGCUCAUCUUAAGAACAAGUAAAAUAAAAAAACUCUUAUUAAAGGGUGGAAAUUUUUGUAUAGCAAAAAAUGGUUUUCGCCAUUCGGGGAAGAAAAACCUUUCGUUAAUAGAAGGAAACAUAUAGAACAAAACUAAAAAAUAAUUCUGAUCCUAAGUUUCAUGUUCAGUUAUGUUCCCUGUGGUUCAUAAGUAGAACAAAACUUAAUAAAAGUCAGUUUAUUUUA